AUGGCCAAACGCCAGCUCCGCGAGCUGCAGCGCCUGAUGGCGUGGUCAUGGGACAGUCGGGUGGACGAGCAUCCGCCUGGCGAGAAGGCCAUGCACGACUUUGAGAAUGUGCUGACUUUCCAGCUGGACAACCGGCGCCGCCGCACCACGCCCGCCUCCAAGGACGUCGCUAUGGCGGCGGCAGCAGCUACAGACAGCCCCGCGCCGCCCGCCGCUGCUGCCGGCGCCACCAGCAGCGCUAAGCAGCCGCGCAAGGCAUCUGCCGAGCGCAGCGUCAAGCGCGCCUCGCCAGCGCCGGGCUCUGGUGACACCGAGGCAGCGCACAAGGACAGCGCGGCGCCUGUUGCAAUAGCAGCAGCAGAUGGCCUGGCAGCCGCAGGUGUGGAAGCAGCCUCCGCAGCGGCAGCCGUGCAUUUCAGGCAGCCUGCCCCCCGCGCAGUGCUGACCAGCAAGAAGCGCAAGGCUCAGGAUGCCCUGGGGCAGGGCCUGGUGCACGGCGGCAGCGCAGCAGCAGUGCCCGAGCUUGGUGUUGCGGAUGCGGCGGCGGCAGCAGCGGGGGCUGACGACCUGCUGGCCAUAGCUAGCAGCCCCCCAGCCCCGGCCUCGCUGGCCAGGAAGCGCACCACCUCUCCGGCAGCGGCAGCAGCUGUGCCGCCUUCGGUGCAGCAGCGGCCGCAGGGCGACACCGCGGCUGUGCCCAUGGACACAGAUGAUGCACUGGCAGCUGCCACCCCGCCGGCUCAGCCCGCUCUGGCUGGCGCAGCCGCGCCCGCCCCGCCAGUGCAGCCGCUGCAGCAGACCACACCUGACUGCUCCAAUGCAGCGCAGCCGCUGGCCCCGGUGCUCGCCAGCCCUGUCGCCACAGCGGCGGCGGCGGCGGUGCCUGUGGCGGCGGCCGAGGUGCCCACGCCUGUUCUGCAGGCGUUUGCUGCGGCAGACCAGCUUGUCUAUCACAACCCCCGCCCCUCCUCCUGCCCCCCGCUGUUCAAGCAGACGCCAGGGCAGUCGGGGUUCGUGCCCGCCCGCGUGUCCAGCAGGUCUGCCGGCAAGUCCCCACUGGGCAAGAAGCGCGAGUCGCCUGGCGGCUUGGAGGGCAAGGAGAACAGCAGCGUCAACGGGAGCGCCCAGGGCCUGGCGCCGCGCACCGCCGAGCCCGCCAUGCCACCGCCUGUAGGCCUGUCUGGCUGGAAGCAGCAGCAGCUGCAGCAGCUUAGCGCUAGCUUCCACAGCCGCCAGCGCCGCCUGCUGGCGCUGCUGUCAGCCUGCAACCGGCUGCAGCAACAGCUGCCGCCAGCUCAGCCGGUGCCGGUAGCCCCUGCUGCCAAGCCGGGCCGCGGCGCUGUCAGUGCAGUCGCCAAGCCGCCGCUGGGCCCGCGGGCUGCCGCCCUGGCCAUGAGCCGCACGCUGGGGCGCCUCAAGGAGCAGCAGGCGCUGACUCCCAGGGCCAGGAAUUCCAUGCAUGUGCUGUUGAAUGGCGCCGCCGAUCGAUUUGAAGAAAGACAUUCCGCCCAUAAACCCUUCCGACCUUCGGCCUGCAUUUUCCGCCUGGGGCUGGGGAGGCUGUCCGCUGGGGCACAGCGCGAAACGUUGUUUGGCGUGCUCUUCUACAUUUUCUCCAACAGGUGGCUGCCUACCGACUGGCGCUAUGUGCUGCUGGCCACCCUGCUGCAAUGGGUCCAGAUCCUGAUUCUCUUCUUCGGGCCGACGUUUGGCUGGAACGUCGACUGGUCGGGGAACAGCUUUUGGCGCUUCUACGUGAAGCUGCAGCUGCAGAAUGCCAUCACCCAGCGCGGCUUUAAGGUGUAUCAGGGCGUGCUGUUUGGCGGCACCGCGCUGGUGCUGCUGCUCCUGGCCAUCGUGCUUUGGCUCCACUUUGCCCUCAAGACCAAGCAGAAGUUCCGCUGGCAGUGGCCCAGCCACCUGCUGCGCAUGUGCAUCAGCGUGGUGUUCACCAGCCUGCAAACCAGCUACCUCCUGCUCUUCACCGUGGCCUUCAACUGCAACUCCAAGGCCCUGGGCUACACCAAUUACUACUUCCCAGACAGAUCAUGCUUCAGCAUGCCCCAAGCCGCGCUGUUCGGUGUGUCUGUGUUCAUGGCGCUUCUGUUUGAGCUCCUCAGCGCCCUGUUUGCGCUCAUCGAGACGGGCGCCACCGAGCCGCUCUCCCCAAACCUCCUCUCCCUGUCUGCUGGCAACCACUUUAUCACCCGCCGCAUCAUCAAGUUCACCUUACCUCUGGUGCCAGUGGCGCUGAAAACCGUGCCCCGCUGGGAGGGCUGGAUCAACCUGCUGCUCAUGUCGUACUUUUUGUACCUCACAAUCCGGCGCGUGCCUUACCACCGCUCCUACCUCAACGUCGCCGAGGCCUUCCUGUACUCGUGGUGCUGGUAUGCCUCCGGACUGGUGCUGAUCGGCAUCUACUACCCGCAGUACUGGCCCUCCCUCACCCUCGCCUUCUAUGUGGGCAUCGGCCCGCUGGGCCUGGCCUGUGGCUACCUGUGCUGGUGGCGCCUGCAGCGCAUGUGGCGUGUGGCCAUGAUGUUUGAGCGCUGGACGCCACAGCUGACGCGGCGCGAGGUGCACCGCUUCCACGACCAGGAGGAGGUGGAGGUGGUGGCCAGGGUGUGCCACAAGCUGAUGAAGACCGAGAUGCUGGUGUGGGUGCCCAUCCCGCUGUGGGUGGCCUGCGCCAGCAACGUGCUGCGGGCUGGCCUGGUGCAGUUCCCCGACUCGGCAUUCCUGAACCUGGUGCUGGGCACGUUUGAGGCGGUGCUGCGUCAGGAGCAGUCGGGAGGGCUGGGCUACCUGCAGAAGGCGCGCAAGUGCAGCCGCAUCACCAUCGCCGAGCGGUUCCAGUGCUAUGUGCGGGAGCAGGAGAAGCUGGCCAAGAAGACAAAGGAGAGCGACAGCUCCGCCAUCCUGGAUGCCACCAGCUGGGCAGAGUACCAGGCGAGGGCCGCCAUCCGCUCCCACAAGGGCGCCCUGACGGCGCUCAAGUCCUUCUGGAAUCUGCUGCUGCACAGCGAGGUGUCCAUGCUGCACCUGCAGCGGAACUUCCAGGAGAUUGAGCGGACCCGCGCCGCAGCAGAGCGCACAUACAAGACCGUCAUGGAGCGCUACCCCUCCAACCCGCGCAUCAUGCGAGCCUACUCCCGCUUCCUGCAGCAGGUCACGAACGACCCACACGGCGCCGCCCGCUACGCCGCCUCUGCCGACCGCAUCGAGCAGCGCCAGAACGAGGCGCGCCAGGAGGCCAUGUUUGCCCAGACCCUGGACAGGCACUUCAAGGAUGCGGCGGCAAGGAAGAUGAUGGCCAUGAUUGAUGAGGUUGGCUACCGCAAGGGCGAGCUGGAGGGCUGCAACGUGUCGCGCAUCAUGCCUGCGCCCUUCUCGGUGCAGCACGACGGCUACCUGCGCAACUAUGCAACCUCCCGAGUGGCUCGCAUUCUGGACAGCACGCGCGAGGUGGUGGCGCUGCACAAGCAGCGGUUUGUGUUUGGGAUCAACCUCUGCGUGACGCCCGUCACACUGGGAGGCAGCGAGUGCUUCCUGGGCGUGAUCCAGUCCAUCAGCGAUGACCCGCACGUGGCAACCGCCUACUGCACGGCGGGGGGCACUGUGGUGUGUGUGAGCCGCGGCUUUGGCAACGUGCUGGGCCUUCCACACCCUGAGCAACAACACCGAGAAGGCGUCUCAGGUUGUCACACAGAUCGUGAAUGGCAGUUCGCAGGAGCAGCACGACUUUGGAACGUCCAGGUGGCGUGCAGCGGCAGCAGGGCAGGCACGGAUGCGGUACGCGUCGCCAAGAUCCACCUCAGCCACAACGACAGGUUCAGCGGCCUCCUCGUGGUCAACACCGCCUCCUCAAGGAUCAUUUACGCCAACGCCAGCAUCAGCGAGCUGCUGGGCUACAGUGGGGAGGAGCUGAUCAAGAUGAAGCUGCACGAGACCAUGCCGGAGCCGUACGCCCAGCUGCACCAGCGCUACAUCAAGGGCAGAGACCUGUCGCGCUGCCCUGGGCUCAAGUGCCGCUCCGGCCGGGUGGUGGAGUUCAAGGACAAGAGCGGCAAGCUGGUGCCUGCCCUCAUGGAGCUGUCAGAGCGCACCACGGAUGCAGGCAACAUCUUCUCGGUGAAGGUUGCGCCGGUAGCCAGCAAGGAGGAGGCUGAGUACAACCAAGUGACGCUGACGGUGGACCCACAGGGCGUGGUGGUGGCGCCGCCGCAGGGCAACACCGCCAUCCUGGGGCUGGAGCGAGAUGAGGUGGCGGGGAAGCCGCUGGACGGCUUCCUGGAUGUGUACAGGCGGGACAAGCGCAGCGUGACGGAGGUGCAUGCCGACAUGCUGGCCAAGACGCGCAGCAAGGAGGUCAGCUCCUGGCGCAUAGCUGCCGCGGUGCGCGGCAAGCGCUCAGUGCCCUGCGUGCUCGUCAUCGUGCUGCCUGAGGAGGGCGAGGAGGGCAGGGCCAGCGGCGGACAGCAGCCCGCCGCCAUGCACCUGUACAGAGCAGAUUAUUUGGAGGGCACUGUGGAGCUGGACUCGAGCUGCAAGAUCAAGAAGGUGUCGGAGGAGGCGGCUCUCAUUUUUGGGGUGCCAGCUGCGUCGCUGGUGGGCGAACACAUCCAGAAGAUCAUGCCGCGCGUGUGCCCCAACGGCAAAUCCUCUGAGCUGCUAGUGGGGCGCGGCCAGAAGGGCGGCAGCAAGCGCAGCAUCGGCGCCGUCACCACCGCCGAGGCGGUGCAUGUUGAUGGGCGCAGCCUGCAUGUGACGGUGCAGGCUGCUGAGUCGGCAGAGCGGCCCGGCAGGCAAGAACUGUGUGAUGGGCAUGGCUGGGGCUGCGAAGUCUUGCACAUGCGAGCCUCUUCUGCGGGUGCAACCACCGGUCUGGCCUCGGCAGGUCUACUGGAAGAGAGGAAGGUCCAGUCAGUCAUUUCUACUCCAUCCAACUGCAGGUUCCUUGCCCGAAUCAUCAUACCCCGGCCCACCAGUGCGGUCACCUCUGGCACGGCAGACCAGCUGCCUGGCGGCUUGGUCGCGGAACAACGCUGGACUGCGGCAGCAGCUGCCACCGCUGGCGGCAUCAUGCAGCCUGCCGUGUACCAGGCUGCCCUGGCACAGCAUGCGGGCGAGGCCGAGGGUGGUGCUGCCGCUGUCAACCCGCCGCCCGGCUGCCCGUUCCACCGCGCCAUGAGCGGCGGCAGCUCGGUGCUGCAGCGCCUGGGCGUGGGCGGCAGCAGGCCAGCAUCGCCUGGGGCAACUGCAGCUGGCAUGGUGCCCAAGUCGCCCCUUGUGGGCUCAGGCUGUCCCGUGAACCGCGACACAUCUGGCGUGCUGGCGGGCCUGCAUUUCCCGCGGACCAGCCAGUUUGCGGUCCCCUGCGUGGCAGCGCAGGCCGCUGGCGAGGUUGCUGCCGCCGUGCAGGCGGGCAGCCGGUUCACGCACUCGGCUGGCAACCAGAGUCAGGGGGCCACCCAGGGCGGGGCCAGCGUGUGCCCCCUGGGCUUCCAUCAGACCACUGAGGGUGAUGAUGUGGCCGGCAAGGGCUCGGCUGGGAGUUCAGAGCGCACCAUGAGCAUCAGCAGCCAGGGCGAUGAGCAGGCGGAGCAGGCAGGCAGCGAGGGAGCUGCGGCUGGUGGCGGCGAGGAGGAUGAGGUGGACCCCGCUGAGCUGGCGGCCAAGAUGGCACGCAUCCAGAGCUGGCUCAGUGGGCAGCGAGAGGGGGCGGAUGAGGAGGCGGGCGGCGGCACCAUCGCGGCUCACACCCGCGUCAAGUCUGGAGAGCUCGUGGCUGCGCCACACAGCCGCCCCGGCACCGGCAAGCAGCCGCUGGCGCAGCUGCCGGAUGUGAAGCUUGCGGUGGAGGGGGAUGGGCCGCCCAGGCAGCUGCACAGGGCCGGUUCCGCCAGCAGUCUGGGCGACUCUGAUGCCACAUCGAAUGUGGACAGCAGCAACGCCGAGGAGGAGGAUGCCGCGGCCGACUUUGGCCGCCUGAAGCGCUUCAAGAAAGCCUUCCAGCUGCUCAACACCUCACGCAACAGGCGCGCCAUCAACGCGCUGCAGGCGCAGCUCAAGUGGCUGCUGGCGCUGCUGGUGGUAGCGCACGCCGCCUGCUUUGCGGUCACCUACAUCAUGCUGGACAGCUCCUUGGUGUAUGUGCAGCAGAUCGACCUGGCGGGCCAGGCGGCCCGCAACUCCAUAUCGGCGCUGACAGAUGCGCGCAACAUUCAGUAUGCGGGCGUGGAGAUGGCGGAGUUUGGGGAGGUGCAGCUGUUCCCCCCACAGAACGUGUCGGGUGAGGGGAAGGAGGCUGGAGGCACCGUAGAGGUGGGCAUCGAGUCAUCCGCCAUCCUCCUGUCCAAGAUCGAGCUGUUUGAGGAGGUCCAGGAGCGGCUGUACUUCCAACGCUCCAGGGCGGCAGCAGACACGCGGGCCUUCUACCAGGAGACCAGGGUCAACGUGACCGAGUAUGCUGACACGCUGCACGGAGUGGAGAGCUUCACGGUGGAGAUGAACAUGUGGGACAGCAGCCAGCGUGCGCUCGACUCGUUCAGAUCAGUGGCAGGUGUGUGCGCUAUAGCUAGGAGCAUCCACCCCGCAGCGCUGCCUGAGAAGUAUGUGUACAACAUGACCAUCUACCCGGAGUGGCUCUUCCUCAUCAACAACACGCGCCUGGCAGUGUCGCGGCUUGGAUCCAUCGUCGCCGCCACCUGGGGCCUGCUGGGGGGCGAGGGCGUGUUCAUCCCGAUGGUCGCCGCCUACCUCUUCUGGUGGGGUGCAAGGAGCAGGCCCACAGCGACACGGCACGACUGCCGGGCCUGCGCCCAGUCCAACACAGUCCUUGCGUGUAUAUGCAGGCUGCUGCGAGCGGUGGCGCUGGAGCGCUUCAGCCUGUUUGCCCUCUUCCUCUACAUCCCUCGCCCGGCGGUGCUGGCGCAGGCCAGGUGGGGGCUGCCGCUGGAUCACAGAUGUGGCGGGGCAGAGGCCACCCUGGUGAAACUUGAAAUCUGCGAUGCUCAGCCGGUGGUGGGGCAGGCAGCCGGAGCGGCGGGCGCCGUCAGCAUGCAACUCAGCGCGCGCACGCUGGCGCUGCGUGCCGCCCAGGAUCGCAUCGCCAUGACGCGGCGGCGGCUGUGGGCCAUGAUGAGCCCCCUGGCGGUGUGGCUGGCCCUGGUGGCCCUCGUCUGGCUGCUGCAGUACUACUGGAUCAGCAGCGCCGAGGAGCGGGUGCUGGGCCUGAAUGCCAGCGAGCGCCUGUUUAUCUACAAUGCACGGUUUGUGGAAGCUUUGGGUGCACCGCUCCAUGCCCGCUUCUUUGCCAACGAGCUGACGGUGGAGGGCAACCACCUGGCGGCAGACAACGACAUCACCCUGGCCCUUCGCGCCGAGCUGGAGCGCGCAUCUGUGCGCCUCAAGUUCUACAGUGACACCAUCCUGUACGGCUCCUACAACCCGUACCGCCCGCUGGACAACGCCGCCAACAACCUGGCGCGCAUGACCUUCAAGGGCACCCUGUUCUCCAACCCCGGCCGCAACAAGCUGCUGUUUGAGCAGCACGUGUGCCACAGGGAGGACGCGUCCACCUGCCUGCCCCCAAGCGACUACGCCUACUACACCUCCCAGAUGGGCCUGGACACGUACCUGACGUCCAUGGUGGAGGCCAGCCACCUGCUGGCGCGGGAGGACAUCGCGGCCAUCUCCGUCAACCACCCCGUCGUGAGAUCUCUAGAGGCGACACGACCUGGACGCAGCAUGACUGUCUGGAAGGCUGCCGGUGCUCGCUGGCAUGACGCAGUGACCAGUGCUGGUGCGGUACGGUGCCCGGUGCAGGUGCGGUACAUGCGGGACGUGGCGGUCCAGGACGGGAUCGCCAUGCUGAUGAAGGGCAACCAGAUCUUCAUGUACAUCGCCAACUUUAAGUACACCAAAGUCCUGCAAGGCUGCGCGCUGGGCUUUGCGAUCGCGGGCGCCCUGGCCUUCCUCUACUUUGUCGCAAGGCCCUACUUCCGCGCCACGCAGCAGGAGGCGCGCAAGGUGGCCGAGGUGCUGAGCCACCUGCAGGGAGUGGACUUUGGGGCGCUGAUGGACGCGGCAGCAGGCGGCGGCGGCGGCGGCGGCAUCGCGGUGGGCCGCUCCAGGUCGCAGUCGAGCGACGGAACCCAGGAGAGCAGCUGA
Chlorella variabilis is the source of this 8172-nucleotide messenger RNA. RefSeq lists its product as hypothetical. The transcript is spliced from 50 exons. Lineage: Eukaryota; Viridiplantae; Chlorophyta; Trebouxiophyceae; Chlorellales; Chlorellaceae. Gene Ontology annotation, biological process: regulation of DNA-templated transcription. The record is from RefSeq and is a predicted model, not a curated record. Bases 1 to 8172 code for a protein of 2723 amino acids.